Cetraspora pellucida is the source of this 1263-nucleotide messenger RNA. Lineage: Eukaryota; Fungi; Glomeromycota; Glomeromycetes; Diversisporales; Gigasporaceae. The record is from the annotation of a GenBank genome assembly.
AUGGUUCUAUGUUUUCUUGCAGGUUUAGUUACUGGAUGUGCAGCUAAAUGUCUCUUUAGUACUAGACUUUACAAUAAAACUAAUCAAUAUUAUAAUACAUCUGAAGAAAUAAAAAAAUAUAAUGAUGCUAAAUCUAAACUUGAUGAAUUGUACAAAGAUUUUAUUAAACUUGCCAAUGAUAAUGAAAAUUUAAAACAACAAUUAACAAAAGAACAUGAACAAUAUUUAAAUGAAGCUAAAGCUUAUGCAAUUACCAAAAAUUCAUUAAUUGAAGCUAAUAACAAACUUAAUGAAAAAACUCAAGAAGCAAGAAAAAAUAAAAAUAACUAUGAAAAAACAUUUAAAGAUCUUCAAACUGAAAUCUUAAAUAACUACAAAAAUGAAUUAAUUUUACAAACAAAAGAAAAUGAAAUCAAAAAAAUAACAACUCAAGCAAGAAAAGAUUAUGAAGAUGCUAAAAAUGAAAUUAAAAAAACAAUCGAAGAAAAUGAUAAAUUUAAAAAAAAAUAUGAAAAAACAUUUGAAAAACUCUUACAAGAAAUAUUAAACAACUAUAUAAACAAGUUAACUAUUAAAAACAAUAAUGAACAAAUUAAUGAACUAAAAGUUAAAUCUAAAGAAACAAAUGAUAAAUUAAAUGAAAUGACUAAAAGAAAAAAUGAAUAUGCUAGAAAAUAUCAAGAAAUGAUAAAAAAGCUUAAUGAUAUAAAUAUAGAACAUCAAAAAACUAAAAAAAAAUUAAAAUCUGAAAAACUUCAUCAUGAAGAAACAAAAAACCUUUACAAAACUGAAAAAGAAAGAGAAGCACAUGAAAAAACCAAAAAAAUUGCUCAAGAAGAAAAAGAAAAUCUAUUGAAACAAAUAAAUGAAUUAAUCGAAAAAAAUAAAAAACUGGAAACUCAAUUUAAAGAUGAAGAAAAAAAGAACAAUGAAUUAGAAAAAAUCAUUAAAACCCUUGAAGAUAAAAAUAAUAAAAAAAUUGGUGAGUUAAAUGAUUUAUUAAAGAAAAAAAAUGAUGAAAUAAAAACACUAAAAAAUGAUCAAAAGAUAUUAAAAAUAAAAUAUGAUCAAGCACGUAAAAAUACUAACAAAAUAAAAAAUGAUUUAAAAGAUUUACAAGAUUUAAUUGAAGAAAGUAAAUCUUUAAAAACUGAUCAUGAUAAACUUUUAACUAACUAUAAUUCUUUAAAAAAAGAAAAAGAAAAAAUCGAUAAAGAAAAUAAACUUUUAAAAGUUCAAAAUUCUGAUAAUGAAAAAAAAUAA